UACCCGUCCGUACGUCCGUACAACAGAAUCCCAAGACGAGAAGCAACAACAAAGCCCUCGAAUCUCUCUCUCUCGAUUUGUAGAGGAGAUUGUUGACGGAGUAGAUGAAAACAACGGUCAGGAUUUGCUUGGAGGCUAAGCGAUACUCAGUCGCUUAAUCUCCACCGUUGAUUCCAUACGUGGCAGAAUCUUUCUUCAAAGUGGUUGACAAGGCGGGAAAUUUCGAGUUUCAGCGAUGACAAAAAAAGUUCGUCAUCUGUUCGAGAAAAUUCCCCAACCAGUUCUUGGCUUCUUAGAAUCUCCUUUGUCUUCUUCCUCUGCGUCUCUAUCGAAGACAAGGCAAGUUCAUGCUCAGAUUAUCAAGCUCGGAGCCCAAGAUGAUGGCUUUUUCGCCACCAAGAUCAUUGCUUCGUACUCGAACCACCAUUGCUUCGCUGAUGCAGAGCUCGUCCUCCGAACGAUCCCGGAGCCCACUAUUUACGCUUUCUCUUCUCUUAUCUACGCGUUCACCAGAUCUAAUCGAUUCUCGGAAUCUCUUCGCGUGUUUUCUCGGAUGAUAUCUCAUGGGCUGUCUCCGGAUAGUUAUGUUCUUCCGAAUUUGUUCAAGGCUUGUGCUGGGUUGUCAGGUUUGGAGUUUGGGAAACAGAUACAUUGUAUAGCUUGUGUGUCUGGAUUGGAUUUGGAUCCUUUUGUUCAGGGUUCUCUGUUUCAUAUGUACUUGAAAUGUGACAGGAUAGGAAACGCACGCGAGGUGUUCGAUAGAAUUUCGACGAAAGAUGUUGUGACUUGCAGUGCUCUGCUCUGUGCCUAUGCACGAAAGGGUCAUUUAGAAGAGGUGAUGGGUCUACUUUCCGUGAUGGAAGAAUUGGGUUUGGAGCCGAAUCUAGUGUCGUGGAACGGUAUACUUUCAGGGUUUAAUCAUAGCGGUUAUCACGGGGAAGCAGGCAAGAUGUUCCAAAAGAUGCAUUCUGAUGGGGUUUGGCCAGACGAGAUGACGGUUUCGAGCGUUCUUCCUGCUGUUGGAGACUUGGAGAAGUUGGAUUUGGGGAGGCAGAUUCAUGGGUAUGUGAUCAAGCAGGGGUUGAUGAAGGAUAAAUGUGUCACCAGCGCUAUGGUUGAUAUGUACGGGAAAUGCGGGUGUGGCUAUAAAAUUUUGAAACUUUUCGAUGAAUUUGAACUCAAGGAAACCGGUGUCUGCAAUGCUUGCAUCACAGGGCUCUCACGGAAUGGUCUUGUUGAUAAGGCCCUUGAAAUGUUUGAGUUAUUCAAGGAACAUAAGCUGGAGUUAAAUGUCGUGUCUUGGACGUCAAUAAUAGCUGGGUGUGCACAGAAUGGGAAGGACAUUGAAGCACUAGAGCUAUUCAGAGAGAUGCAGGUUGCAGGGGUAAAACCAAAUUCUGUAACAAUCCCUUCGAUGUUGCCAGCAUGUGGAAAUAGAGCGGCUUUGAUCCACGGGAGAACGGCUCAUGGGUUUGCUCUGCGUUCCGGGAUUACGCACGAUGUUCAUGUAGGUAGCGCAUUGAUUGACAUGUAUUCCAAAUGUGGAAGAAUCGACAUGGCUAGGAUGAUCUUUGAUACGAUGUCCAUGAAAAAUUUAGUUUGUUGGAAUUCGAUGAUGGGCGGAUAUGCAAUGCACGGGGAGAGCUACGAAGUCAUAAUUAUAUUCCAGUCUCUCAGAAAAACCGGACUGAGGCCUGAUUUCAUCAGCUUUACUAAUGUUUUAGCAGCAUGCAGCCAUGGUGGUUUGACAGAUGAAGGGUUGAAAUAUUUCAACAUGAUGUCAGACGAAUAUGGAAUCAAACCAAGAUUCGAACACUAUGCUUUCAUGGUGAACCUUUUUGGACGGGCCGGGAAAUUGCAAGAAGUAUAUGAAAUUAUAAAAGGACUGCCCUUUGAGACAGACGCGCGGGUAUGGGAAGCUGUAUUAAGUUCUUGCAGGGUUCACAACUAUGUGGACUUAAGCAAAAUCAUGGCAGAAAACCUCAUCAAGCUAGAAACUGAAGAAAACCCAUCUACGCUUCUAAAGGAAUGUGGACAUAAGUAGACAUGGUCAUGGACAUAAUGAUGAGGAGCCUGAGUCCGAAGAAGAAGCCGGGAUGAAGUUGAAUUCCAGUGAAGAACAAACUCCACAUUACCUCUUGCAGGUGGAUCAAACAACAGAUGAGCUGGUUAAGAUCACCACCAUGCCAUCAUCAUCAUGAUGGAGAUGAGAAGAUCGGAUCAUCACCCGAAUGUGGAUUCUGUGCUGCAAGAUGCGGAAGAGCAAGAGAAAAGAGCGUAUAUACAUUUGCAGUCACAGCAAGAAACUAGCCGUUGGUACACCUCUUCAGGUGGUAUUGCCACGUGGGCAUUGUUCUUGUGGGUAUCUUUGGCGAAGCUUUUGCCCGGGUUCUUUUGUAGCUGAUAAUAAUAUAUUUACUAUAUCUUGAUUUUAAUAUCAAUGUAUUUUAUUAUACCUAUAAAUUUGAAUCUU
This is a messenger RNA of Tarenaya hassleriana, 2473 nucleotides long. Its product is annotated as pentatricopeptide repeat-containing protein At1g20230-like. Gene Ontology annotation, biological process: RNA modification. NCBI's taxonomy places the organism in Eukaryota, Viridiplantae, Streptophyta, Magnoliopsida, Brassicales, Cleomaceae. Gene Ontology annotation, molecular function: RNA binding; protein binding. The coding region runs from base 236 to 2044 and encodes 602 amino acids. The transcript has a single exon. The record is from RefSeq and is a predicted model, not a curated record.